Molecule: messenger RNA, 2130 nt
Organism: Vanessa tameamea
Lineage: Eukaryota; Metazoa; Arthropoda; Insecta; Lepidoptera; Nymphalidae
Gene: FMRFaR
Product: FMRFamide receptor-like
Exons: 3
Coding region: 345-1598 (417 amino acids)
Biological process (GO): G protein-coupled receptor signaling pathway
Cellular component (GO): membrane
Molecular function (GO): G protein-coupled receptor activity
Source: RefSeq, a predicted model, not a curated record
ACAACUAAUUGUUGAAUGUGACAACAAAAAAAAAUACUUACGUUCUUGAAUUUCAAGUUGUGAAAGUGCCAGAGGAUGACAGGAAAUUUUAACGUAUAAAAUAAGUUCAAUGAUAAUAAUUUGAGUGUAAUGAUAUAAUUAUUAAUCUACCGUUACGUGUUGUGACUUUUAGUGAGCAGUUAAUUGAUCUCGUAUUGUUAUUGACUCAUCUAUUGUAUAAACACGAACAGUCUUCGCUGAUGGCUCAGCUGGAUUGCUACGAUACAACGUAAAAUGGACGUGAAAGUUUGUCAGGGCGGCGCGGUGCGCUAGAAUGUUGCCGAUCAGAGCCGUGCGCUGGCGACAUGAACCGGUCGGCGCCUCUCGAGUGCGACACGGAUGUGGGCGUGCCCGACUCCGACAAGCUGUUCCGGUUCGUGGUGCAUGGGGUGCUCCUCAACGCGAUUGGUGCCGGCGGCCUCCUAGGCAAUGCGCUCUCAGUGCUAGUACUGUCACGCCCGCAGAUGCGAUCCUCCAUCAACUGCCUACUGGUUGGCCUCGCAGCCUGCGACACCGUGCUCAUAUUUACAUCAAUUCUUCUCUUCGGACUCACAGCUGUGUACCCCUACACGGGAGCUCUGAGAUACUAUUAUUACCACAUAUGUCCUCAUCUAACGCCCUACGCUUAUCCACUAGCAAAUGUGGCCCAAACGAUGUCGGUCUACCUCACACUGAUAGUAACAGUCGAAAGAUGGGUGGCCGUUUGUCAUCCUUUUCGAGCGAAGGCUCUCUGCACUUCGUCCCGAGCGCGUUGGUACGUACUCGGUACUGCAACAUUCGCUUUCGCGUACAAUGCACCCAAGUUCUUCGAGGCAGAAGUAGUAGCCGAGGGCGACCCCGAAGCCGAAGAAAUAAUAUACUGCGUGCGAGCAAAUGUGGACUUCCGCACCGAUAGAUACGUGGCGGUGUACAUACACUGGAUGUACCUAGUGGUCAUGUACAUUGUACCCUUCUCCGCUCUAGCGGCCCUCAACGCUUGUAUCGUCCGACAAGUGCGUCGCGCGCAGGCGGAGCGAGCGCGACUAUCCCGCGUGCAACGCCGUGAACUGGGCCUGGCCACUAUGUUGCUUGUCGUCGUUCUAGUUUUCUUUCUCUGCAAUCUGUUGCCGCUCGUAACCAACGCUUUUGAAGUAUUUCUCGGAGAUGCGUUUGACAAUCUCGAUCCUCUCGUAAAAACGAGCAAUCUCCUCGUGACGAUAAACAGCAGCGUCAACUUUGUGAUCUAUGUAAUUUUCGGAGAAAAGUUCAAGCGUGUAUUUCUCAAGAUUUUUUGUGCGGGGCGAGUCCGGCCGCGAGGGCUGCGGGACUCGCCAGAGCACACGCGGGACGAUUCGUUUGCGUCAUGCGGGGAACGCAUGUCGCUACGGCUGGCGCGCAACGGCACUCUUCGGCGGUCGGAGAUGCGCUCGACGCGUAUGAGCCGGCCUCGACGUGCCGCCUCGCCCGCUCCCACCGUCUACUACCCAGCACCUACGCCCUCCACCGAUAUCUCGCUGGCUUCCACCGAUGCACCGCCUUCCGCAGUACGAUGGAACGGAAAUUCGAGGCUGCACUUCUGACGCCGUGAAUCAUAGAGAUUCUUUGCUCACAUUAAAUGUAUGCGCUUGAAACGAUAAACUACCUCCAAUAGUGUUAAAAAAGUGAAGUGACAACGAAUGUUUCAAAAUUAAAGUGAAUCGUAGUUCAUAAGAAACUUAAAAGACAAUUAUAUUAUGUAUAAUUAUUGCUAUUGUGUUGAGGCGCUAUGAACUAACUGUUAUCAGGUUUUUAAAUUAAUUGACAAGCAAAUAAACUUUAAAAAUAUCCAUUUGAAAACAUUUAUUUACAAACUUAAUGUCUCGAAUAUUAGAAACGACAAAAAGAACAUAGACACUUAAGAAAUUGUAAUAUUUUACCGAAAAAUGUGUAUGUAUGUAUAUAAUAAAAUGUAAAUAAGGCAUUCAAUUAUAUUGAUAAGAUAUGCUGAGAUAUUCAGCAGCGGCCGUGCUCUGAGAGGGCGCCCGUCGCAAUAUUGUAUAGUGUAAAGUAUUUGUGUCAUGUUCAACAUGGUUCUCAGUUAAUUAAAGAUCAUUUAAUGUAUCAUAUCGUUUA